This is a messenger RNA of Brassica rapa (field mustard), 2425 nucleotides long. RefSeq names its product transketolase-2, chloroplastic. Gene Ontology annotation, cellular component: cytosol. Gene Ontology annotation, molecular function: transketolase activity. Lineage: Eukaryota; Viridiplantae; Streptophyta; Magnoliopsida; Brassicales; Brassicaceae. Gene Ontology annotation, biological process: pentose-phosphate shunt. The record is from RefSeq and is a predicted model, not a curated record.
UCAUUCUCUCUCAGUUCACCAGCAGAGAGCAUCCAUGGCUUCUUUAGCGUUCUCUCAAGCUCUCCUUUCUCGAGCCACCUCUCACAAUGGCUCUAACAAGCACGUCUCUGUUCCAGCUUCCUCUGUUCUCAAAACCACUUCUCCACGCACCAACUUCUUCCACAGUCAACGCAGCGCAUCCACGAGCAAUCACACUCUCCGUCCUCUCGUCCGUGCAUCCGCCAUAGAGACGACUGACACAACAACUGAUUCAACCCUGGUUGAUAAAUCAGUUAAUACGAUCAGGUUCCUGGCCAUAGAUGCAGUUGAGAAGGCGAAGUCUGGUCAUCCUGGUCUACCAAUGGGCUGUGCUCCUAUGUCCCACAUCUUGUACGAUGAGGUCAUGAGGUAUAACCCCAAGAACCCUUACUGGUUCAACCGUGAUCGCUUCGUUCUCUCUGCUGGACAUGGAUGCAUGUUGCAAUACGCUUUGCUUCACCUCGCUGGCUACGACAGUGUCAGGGAGGAAGACUUGAAGAGCUUCCGUCAAUGGGGAAGUAAGACGCCUGGACACCCUGAGAACUUUGAGACCCCUGGUGUUGAAGUCACUACUGGUCCUCUUGGACAAGGUAUUGCAAAUGCUGUUGGUUUAGCUCUGGCUGAGAAACAUCUAGCUGCUAGAUUCAACAAACCUGACAAUGAAAUCGUCGACCACUACACUUACUCGAUUAUUGGAGAUGGUUGUCAGAUGGAAGGGAUUACAAAUGAAGUUUGCUCUCUAGCUGCCCACUGGGGACUUGGGAAGCUCAUCGCUUUCUAUGACGACAAUCACAUUUCUAUCGAUGGAGACACAGAGAUCGCCUUUACGGAGAACGUGGACAAGCGCUUUGAAGCUCUAGGAUGGCAUGUUAUUUGGGUGAAGAAUGGUAACAAUGGAUAUGAUGAGAUCCGUGCUGCCAUUAAGGAAGCUAAGGCUGUAAAAGACAAGCCCACUUUGAUUAAGGUGACUACUACAAUUGGUUAUGGAUCUCCCAACAAGGCAAACUCGUACAGUGUCCACGGAGCCGCGCUUGGUGAGAAGGAAGUUGAGGCUACCAGAAAUAACCUUGGAUGGGCAUAUGAGCCGUUCCAGGUACCUGAGGAUGUUAAAAGCCAUUGGAGCCGUCACACCCCCGAGGGAGCCGCUCUUGAAGCUGAUUGGAAUGCUAAGUUUUCAGCUUAUGAGAAGAAGUAUCCAGAGGAAGCAGAAGAGUUGAAAUCUAUCAUCUCAGGUGACUUGCCUGCCGGUUGGGAGAAGGCACUUCCUACAUAUACACCAGAGUCACCAGGUGACGCCACCAGAAACCUCUCUCAGCAAUGUCUCAACGCUCUCGCCAAAUCCCUCCCCGGUUUCCUCGGCGGUAGCGCCGACCUCGCAUCUUCCAACAUGACACUCCUCAAAGCCUUCGGAGACUUCCAAAACGCUACACCCGAAGGAAGAAACCUCAGGUUCGGUGUCAGGGAACACGGCAUGGGAGCUAUCUGCAACGGCGUCGCCCUCCACAGCCCUGGCUUCAUCCCUUACUGCGCGACGUUCUUUGUGUUCACCGACUACAUGAGAGCCGCGAUGAGAAUCGCAGCUCUCUCUGAAGCCGGUGUUAUCUACGUUAUGACGCAUGACUCCAUCGGUCUAGGAGAAGAUGGACCGACUCACCAGCCUGUUGAACACUUGUCCAGCUUCCGCGCCAUGCCGAAUAUCAUGAUGUUCCGUCCCGCUGACGGGAACGAAACAGCCGGUGCGUACAAAAUCGCUGUCGCUAGACGGAACACGCCUUCUGUUUUGGCCUUGUCUAGACAAAAGCUGCCUCAGCUUCGGGGAACGUCUAUUGAGAACGUUGAGAGAGGGGGAUACAUUAUUACUGAUAACUCUAACGGUAACAAACCGGAUGUGAUCUUGGUUGGAACUGGCUCGGAGCUGGAGAUUGCUGCUAAAGCUGGAGAGGAGUUGAGGAAAGAAGGGAAGAGUGUGAGAGUCGUUUCGUUUGUGUGUUGGGAACUGUUUGAUGAGCAAACGGAUGCGUACAAGGAAAGUGUGUUGCCAUCGGAGGUGUCGGCUAGAGUUAGUAUCGAAGCUGGAUCGACGUUUGGAUGGGGGAAGGUUGUUGGAGGGAAAGGGAAAUCGAUUGGAAUUGAUUCGUUUGGGGCAAGUGCACCGGCGGGGAAGCUUUAUAAAGAGUUUGGUAUCACCGUUGAAGCUGUGGUUGCAGCAGCUAAGUCACUUAUCUAAAGAAGUAUAAGGGUUUGGUUUUGAAGUAAAGAGAGGUUCUUCCAUAUAAGCAUUGUCUUCUUUGUCCAAGUAGAAAAAUGUAAGACAGAAAAUAAAAAUUUGUUUCUUGCAAGUGACGUUUGUAACUGUAAGUCUGAAACCAUGAACACAAUACUUAUACCCAAUGUUGGAGGCGCUUUA